UCCGGAUAGUUCAGAAAUCAGCUGCAAUCUCUAGAGGACUGUUCGUCGGGGACCCUCGUCUUCGUCCACCUACACCACGGUCUACCGAAGGUUUCCCAAGGAUCACCAUCAGCUGGGCAAUCACAUCUUUGCUUGCAAUAAAGGUUGACAAGAAGAUAUCAUCAAAGACAACCGGACUCUUUCCAAGGACGACAUACUACCCAUUAUUGCUGCUGUUUCUGCAUAAAAACAAAAUGGCUGACAAAAAAAAGAAGAAUGUUGGAGCGCUUUCAACUGAAACCGCAGCAGCCAAGCUGACGAACAAGAUGUCUUCGUUCUCCGUGUCUACAGGUACCUUGGGAAGAAGUGCUUUUUCUACUGAAAAAGCUAAUCUCUCUCAACCGCUGAUGAAACAACAGCAGCAGCCCGGAAAGUCUCUGCAGCAGCCCCGAAAGUCUCUGCAGCAACCACCAUCGCAACAAAAGCCGCUACAGCAACCAUCAGACAUAAAGAAGCGAAAGCCCCUUCAGCAGCUACAGCAGCAGCAACAGAUACCGCAGGGAAAACCGUCGCAGCAAGAUCAGCGAAGACCACCACCGCAGAAGAAACCGCAGCAGCAGCAUGAACCGCCCCGGAAAACACUGCAACCUCAAUUGCAUCAGAAAACUGUGCACAAUCAGCAACCACUAUCGCAGCGGAAAUCGCAGCAGCCGGAUAUGGUACCACCACGAGCACAGCGCAAUGAUGUGCUGAAUGAAUCAGCACGGCAGACUUUGGACUCCAUCAACAGAAGACUAGCAGCCGUCGAAGGAACGCAAUGCGGGAUCGGAGAGACGCUGAAGCAGCUUAAGGAUGUGACAAGUUCAAUCGAUGAGAGGCAGAAGAAGACGGAACGAAAAGUGACAGAGAUUUAUAACAUCCUAAAAAAUUUGAUGGCCGCGCAAUCUUCUGCAGCGAGAACUCGUCCAGAAUUUUUGCCAUUCAAAACAACGGCUGACAUUGUUGCCUUCGAUCAUCUCGAUGAUGAUCAGUUUGAUGCUCUUGUCCAUUACUUGAGAUACCUUGGAGGUGCGAAUGAAACUGACGCUGCUGCGAUUUAUUUCAAAGCCUGCUUCAAGUUUGGCGAGGAUUUGUUCCGGCAUGUGACUUGGCAUGGAUCCAAGUCUGACAACCAGAUUUUGGCGUUGAAAGAUACGCGUUUCGCUUUAGCUUGCACUGAGGCUAUGCCCAUCAUAAAGGAGAUCCUCAGGAAGCCGAACAAAGUAGAAAUUGCGACUGCGAUGACGAAGGCUUUGAAGAGCUCCAAGGAAGCCUAUCGUCGUGAACGCAAGAGAGUUGCACCACCGGCCGAACAAACGCCUCCCGUCAGGAGGCAACGCCAAAAUUAUCCGCCGCAGAACAACGCGGCGGAAAAUUCGGACGCCGAGAACGACGCACUCUUUGAGGGCGAACAGCAGCCGAACGAUAAAGACCAGCGCAUCGAGCCGUUCGGCGAUACACAGGUCAUCGAGGAAAUAGUAGGCGAAGAAGGUGAAAGAGUAGAAGAAGGAGAAACAGAAGGAGAAGGAGAAGAAGGUGAAGAAGUUGACGAAGAAGUAGCUGAAGAAGAAGAUGAAGACUACGAGCAAGAGGAAGAAGAAGGAGAACUGGAGGAGCAGAAAUCGUACGUGGGCGACUCCAAUUCACAGUCGAUCAACUUCAACCAGUUGGAUUUUGAAUUACCGGAGGAUGAGUUCCCGGAAUGAGCUAAGUCAACCGCUUAUUUAUUGAUGCAUUUAUUUAUUUAAUUCAUGUAAUUUCUUUGCAGCUUAGUAGAAAAAUAUAGAUCAGUUUUGCUCUUUGUUUUUAGUUUCUUCAAGUAGUUUCUUUUAAAUAAAUGAUCUGUAUUUUUUUAUCUAAACGCUCACUUACAUUUUCUUUUCAUUGGUAAUUUUCGUUUACUAUUAAUUUUUUCUUUUGUAUUAGUUUUUUAAUUGUUUGUAGUUAGUGUUAAAAAUGUAAGAGAGCGUUGGAGGGGCUAUUGACAGUGGUUGAGCCUCACAGAAGGGGGCGGCGGUGGGGCCCCCUUCACUCCCCCCCCCCCCAAAAAAAAAUUAAUGCAUUUUUUGCCCAAGGUAACUGUAACGAUGACAUGGUACAAGAGCGAUGACGACGACCUCAACAAAGCUUACUUGCGGUUCCCCAGCUACGGAAGUUUGCUCAUCAGGUCCUCUUAUUUUAUUUACUUUCAUUCUUUUUUUAUUCCAUCGAUAACUUUAUUAAUUGUUUUUAUCAUUUUCUCUUUUGGAGGUCAUCACUUUUUCCGGAUCAGCAACAGCAGCACGCAGAUGUAUUUAUGAAAAAGUAGCAGCCAUCAGUUGACUCACUCAAGAAACAAGAACUGUACUCAUAAUUUUAGCAAGAGGACUAGGAGCAUCAGCACCCGACAUCUGCAGAGAGCAACGAGGCUUUGCACAACAGCAGGAACAUCAAAUCAAAAAAGUUUAUGUCUAUAUGUUUUUUUAUUUUCAUUGUAUUUUGUAUUUACAUUGUAUUAUGUAUUUUCUCUAUUUUAUUUAUAUUCUAUUAAUAAAAUAAUUCAAAACAAA
This is a messenger RNA of Nasonia vitripennis (jewel wasp), 2567 nucleotides long. Its product is annotated as eukaryotic translation initiation factor 5B. The transcript is spliced from 11 exons. Bases 234 to 1724 code for a protein of 496 amino acids. NCBI's taxonomy places the organism in Eukaryota, Metazoa, Arthropoda, Insecta, Hymenoptera, Pteromalidae. The record is from RefSeq and is a predicted model, not a curated record.